Messenger RNA from Marchantia polymorpha subsp. ruderalis, 4998 nucleotides. NCBI's taxonomy places the organism in Eukaryota, Viridiplantae, Streptophyta, Marchantiopsida, Marchantiales, Marchantiaceae. The record is from the annotation of a GenBank genome assembly.
UUCUCGGUUCACUCCGAUUGCAGCAUUCGUCACAUUCAACCUCCCGAAGGUGCUGGGUCGUUUCUUGCUCGUAUGACUGAGGCGCGGAGGACAAUUAUGACACGUGAACUCUGCAACUGGGAGUGGACUGCAGAGGCAGCCUAAACUUCCGGAACACAGUGCUUGUUGUAAGUUGUGACGAAUCAGGGAUUCGUGAAGUUCGUGGUAGCUCGAAAAGCUCCCUGCUGCUGGAUCCUGGAGGGAACUGAGAGGAUUGAUGGAGGCCAAAAGCCCUCGGUAUAAAAGUCCCACGCGAAAAGUACAGAGAGCGGGGAUGGGUGGGAGAAGUCCCCGAUUGUUGAGCCCCACGCGUUUUGAGAAAUCAGCUCGCGUUACCACUCGAUCACAGGAAAAGCUAGGGAAGGAGGAUGCGUCAACCAGUUCCGGUUAUAGUUGCCUUUCAUCAGUGCCGUCUGCAAGCGUUACCUAUCUUGCAAUCGCCUGCAUGGUCAUUUUCUGUCCAACUAUGGUCAUUUACAUGUGGUAUGCCCAUCGAUAUUUAGAUGGAUCCAUAAUUCAGUUGAGGAACCAUAUUCGUCAAGAAAAAAGCUUACUUCGUAUCGUGGACAUUUGGCCAGUUCCUACUUUCUUCGGCUGUAUGGCAGUUGGUGCGUUGGCUGUUUCCCAAGCACUGAUGCAGAUUUUGCUGCCAGGAGCUUAUUUCUUUGGACCUGUUACUCCUCGGGGAAAUCGACCCCUUUACAAGAAAAAUGGAUUUGCAGCUUAUUGGAUAACAAUGCUGACAACAUGGAUCACAUGGAGGGAAGGAUUCUUCAACCCUGCCACCAUCUAUGAUCAUUUGGGGGAGAUCAUAUCCACUUCAAUUUGCGUUUCUGUUGUCCUCUGCAUCCUCCUGUAUGUCAAGGGUUAUUUGGCACCUUCGUCUUCGGAUUGUCGUUCUUCGGGAAGUAUUAUUCUGGACAUAUUUUGGGGUAUGGAGUUGCACCCAAAAAUAGGACGAUGGCUUGACAUGAGGGAGCUUCUCACUUCAAGGAUAGCGAUGACGUCUUGGGCUCUACUGGUAGUUAGUUAUAUGUGCAAGCAGAUUGAAACGUUUGGCCACCUUCACGACUCCAUGGUUGUAACCGGUUCGCUGAUGCUGAUGUAUGUAACCAAGCACUUUUGGUUAGAACAUAGCUACCUCAGCUCGCUGGACAUGGCACAUGAUCGUACCGGGCUGUAUACCGUGUGGUGCUCGUUGGUCUGGGUCCCCAGCGUCUACACAUCUCCAGCACUUUUUCUAGCAUCGCACCCGAUCGAGCUAGGGUUGAAGGUGUCUGUUACAAUAUUCGUUUUGGGCUUCAUUUCGAUCUGCAUACUCUAUGAUUGCGACAACCAAAAGGCAAAAUUUCGUGAAGCGAACGGAAGAUGCCACAUCUGGGGAAAACCCGCAACCAAGAUCAUUGCUCACUACCUUAUCGAGAACGGUGAACAUCACAUAAGCCCGCUCCUAACUUCCGGCUGGUGGGGCUUGGCUCGUAAUUUCCACUAUCUGCCGGAGUUGUGUUCGGCCUUCCUGUGGACGUUGCCUUGUUUAUUUACUCAUUUUCUGCCCUAUUAUUACUUCCUGGGCCUCUCGUUUUUGCUUUUCGAUCGUGCCAAAAGGGAUGACCACCGAUGCAGAAGGAAGUAUCAAAGAUACUGGGAGGUUUACUGCAGAAAAGUACCCUGGAAGAUUAUACCGCAUGUUUAUUAGACUGCCAGUGUUUACAUAAUACACAAGAAGCAACUGGCACUCUCAGUUGCGCGUGUAUAAGACCAAGUAUCAGACCUGCGAGCAAGCUGUGGAUCCCAUGCCAAAGGACUGAAUUCAGUCAGUCCUAUACAUAUCACGGGUGAAUCAAGCUGGAUGCUUCAAUCAUCUUAUAAAAUGUCUUUUUAUGAUCCUCUAUCUACUGGAGAUUCAUGAUGAAAUCUAAUUGCUUCAAAGACAUCAGACCACUCUAUAUUCAUAGUUUCUCAACUUCAUUAUGAAACCUAGGCAUGACGUGUCCUAAUGCAACCAGUCAAGUCGACAAGUAUGUCAAACCAUAUCGUUGUGACUCUAAGCAGCAGCAACUAUUACAUUGUUCUGAGUGUUAGGCCAAGAACACAAGUGUGGUUUAAGACUUGAGGACAUGUAUUUUCUGCUGGACGGCACUUCUCGACCCUCUUCGCAAAUAGAGAGAUUUAACUACAUAUUUUGAAGAAGAAAAGUUUUAAAUGUGCCAAGGCUCGGCAUAAAGUUUAGAAUGUUCAACAAGACAUUAGUCGCAUAAAGUGUAGGAGAAUGAUCUCGAAAUACACGUGCAAACAAGAGAUGAGGCCAAAUUUGAGUUCGCAGCAAGAUGGAAGAAUGCACCACCUAGUCAAGAUGUAACAAGCUCAACUACGAGACUUUGGGGCCAGGCCAGGUAGAAUUCCUGCAGAUAGUCCAGCGGUAGAUUUUAAACGAGAUUAAUUUGUAAUUAUGGGAAUCUGAUUUGAGGGACCUCUUUUCAAUGAUGAUCAUUGUUGAAUAUAAGGUGAAACUUCAGUAUAUUAGAUCGUCCAAUAUACCCACUUCCUACUAGUCUAGAAACAAUACCCUUACAAGACACAUUCCUCUGUCGCUAAGAAUGGAUGUACAAAGUGAUUUUGAGCAAAACUCCACCAACAUGAUCACCUUCACUGUCACAGAGUAUAAGCUGAUAAGCUGACAACAAGUUGGAGGAGGACAAAUUUACCUUUCCUGGACAUCUACGAAGUUUACAAAUGUUACCUGAGUACAGGUUUGAGAGGGGUUUCAAAUGUGAAAACCAUGUCCUUUAUGAUUCAUUUAAAUCUGAUCCAAUAAUUCCUGUCAGUGAAGAAUUUAAAAGAAAGGACCUGAGAGUAUCAAUGUGAUAUUCUAUCAUCAGUGGCCAUCGUCACCUGUCACAAAAUGUUCAUUUAGUUCUAACAAGAGAGUGCGUGAUAUCGAGAUCAUACAUUGGCGCAGACGGUAUAUGUCUGACUAACUAUCGUCUACCCAUUGGGCGAUAUCCCUUUCAGAAUCACUGUUCUCACGGAGUGGUUCAUCUUAUAUUCACACGAGCUUCUAACUAAGAACGACAUCGAUGAUUUCCUGUUUCCUGUACAUGUGUACGUGUGCCGCAGCUGGUACAAGUCGUACCGAGGCUCUUCAGCUUUUCGUAUGGGUUGCAGAAGCUGAGGAAGAUGCAGCAAACCGUGUCCUUCGUGGAUCAGAUGCACGAGGGAGAAGAGCGAAUUCCAGCAAAGAAUGCCGAUCUCAGAGAUCAAAUGUGCAGAGAACCACAAUUACACGUGCGACAAAGCCUUGUCCAUGGCAAAGCCGACCCCAGCACAAGGUAUGCCGAGUGCCAAGUAACCUCCCAGCGUCGAGAUGCCCGUCGCCCCGAACACGACGAGGACGAUGCCCAGAGUCUUAUCCCUCUCCUCGAAGGGGCCCGCUGGAACCAAAGCGAACACACCGAACAAUAUGAAGAGAACAAGUCCCGCAAAUCCGCCCACGAAUCCCCACGCAAAGCCGCAGCCCAUAGUACACGCUGGAAACGUUUCCUCAUUCGACUUGCCCAUCGUAUCGUCCUGCUUCACACGAAAUAAUUUCACACUCUCGAGCAAUCAAUCGUUCGCUCGCUAACUCGCUCGCUUGCGUCCAGUCGGAGUUUCCGAUCUUCACUUCGGGUCUCGUCCCGCACAGCAAUCGAUGUCACACUCUCAAAGACGAAACCCCCGUUCUCGUUACGUCACAGCGCGUUCAAAUUAGCACCGAAAGAAGACUUCUUGAAUUUUACUUCGACGGGUCGACUGACGACUGACUCGACGACUCACUCAAGUCUCUCUCUCCGUCACGUAACUUGCACGUUGUUCACGGCCGUUUCACAUGUAACGGCACCUCGGUGCUUGAAUCCCAGGCGCGAUUCUGGCCUCCGUCCUCGUUGCCGUUGUUCGCACUAUUCCGAGUCGGCUCAGCUUCGCUAGUGCGCUCGCUCCCACUGUAGGUCCACAGAGGCCUCAUCGGCCGCUCCGGGAGCUGACCUCAUGCCCAAAAUUUUGCCACUGUGCUCGAGAAUAGUGCAGCUCUGGGUCCGUGGAUCGGCGAGAGAAAGCACUUCAAGAGCUCUCGAAGCUCAGUCAGUCGGGAAUUCGAGACAAGUCACAAUUCUGAGAUAUGACUGAUUUCAGAUAUCAGACUUGACUGCCGAGGUCGCUGAAGCUAUGAACCCGGCCGGAAUAACGACCGAGGAUUCUCUCGAGUCGGUGAGGCAUGUGAGCGAACUGUACGUGGGGACGAGUCGUACAAGUUUCAGAUGAAGUGACGGGGGCAGGUGCCGCAGUACUGCAGCGAUUUGGGUUAUGAACGGCUUGGAGAGACUAUCUUGUGGAAGGAUCUUUGACUCCGAUCUUUAUAAUCUUUGCGUCCAUGUGUAGGACUCUUAUGGCUCAAGAUCGUGGAGUGCUCUCCACUUGUCUGGCGGGAGAGAGAGAGAAAGAGAGAAAGAGGGAGAUCAUUGAGCUCGGUGUCUUUUCAUGUACCCAGCACUAUAUUGACAUUCGCUGCGUCUAGAAGAAAGAACUCGAGCUCCAGCACUGUCACAACUGUGGGCAAACGGCAAUCCUUCUGCGGUAUCUGAAGCAAGGCAAUCAAAGCUCGUGUGCGCAGAUCAUGCUCAUAUGAAUCGAAGUACCAAUUGCCAGGUUUCUUUUCCCAUUUAGAAUUCUCCUUCUUCAAUCGAAGAAGGAGAAUUCUGGGCUUUUAUUGAUUGGAAUUCCUUGUUUCACGCUACUGGUGAGCUGCAUGUAUCGUGAGACGUAAGUGUUAAGCUAAUGAUGACGUUAAUAUGCCGCGACGUAAAUCACACAUAACUACCAUGCAUUUGAGUGGCGUACCCUCCGUAUAUGGUCUGGUAUUUACCGCACAUGAAUUUUUUAUACGGUUACCAGAAUUAGACGCCAAUGAGUGAGUAGUGUCCAUUG